Messenger RNA from Talpa occidentalis (Iberian mole), 1733 nucleotides. RefSeq names its product nuclear factor, erythroid 2 (gene NFE2). Bases 271 to 1395 code for a protein of 374 amino acids. Gene Ontology annotation, cellular component: nucleus. Gene Ontology annotation, molecular function: DNA-binding transcription factor activity, RNA polymerase II-specific; RNA polymerase II cis-regulatory region sequence-specific DNA binding. The record is from RefSeq and is a predicted model, not a curated record. NCBI's taxonomy places the organism in Eukaryota, Metazoa, Chordata, Mammalia, Eulipotyphla, Talpidae. The transcript is spliced from 3 exons. Gene Ontology annotation, biological process: regulation of transcription by RNA polymerase II.
GAAGGCUGGUGCGCCUGCCUGCCCAGAGCUCCCCACGCUCAGCCAGAGCCUCCACACUCAGCGCUCAGCUAUGGCCUCAGGGUGGGGCCCAGCGCUCCCCAGUUCUGAGAGGUAGCAGAGCUCCUCAUCCAGGAGGUGUCAGCUCAGGCCCAGCCUCCUCAGAGACAGCAUUGAAGCGUCAUCUCUCUCCUCACCCUGCCUGGACCCUGCCACAGGUUGCUGGGGCCAUUUGGGUUUGGGGGAUCCUAGACCAGGCUCUGGCCCAGUAGGAUGCCCCCGUGUCCUCCCCAGCAGAGCAGGAACAGGGUGACACAACUGCCUGCUCUGGAGCUGGGGGAGAUGGAACUGACCUGGCAAGAGAUCAUGUCCAUCACUGAGCUGCAGGGCCUAAAUGCUCCAAGUGAGCCAUCGUUUGAGCCUCCAGCCCCAACUCCAUACACUGGACCCCCACUGCCUCCAACUUACUGUCCCUGCUCUAUCCACCCUGACGCUGGCUUCCCGCUUCCUCCACCACCUUAUGAGCUCCCAGCACCCACGUCUCAUGUCCCUGAUCCCCCAUACUCUUACGGCAACAUGGCCAUUCCAGUUUCCAAGCCACUGACGCUCUCGGGCCUGCUCAAUGAACCUCUCCCAGACCCCUUGCCCUUCUUGGACAUUGGGCUGUCAGCGGCGCCACCACCUAAGCCCCAAGAAGACCCAGAAUCUGACUCAGGAUUAUCCCUCAAUUAUAGUGAUGCUGAAUCUCUUGAGCUGGAGGGGACAGAGGCUGGUCGGCGGCGUAGCGACUAUGUAGAGAUGUACCCAGUGGAGUACCCCUACUCACUUAUGCACAACUCCUUGGCCCACCCCAACUAUGCCUUGCCACCCGCUGAUGCCCCCUUAGCCUUAGAUCCCCCCUCGGGCACUGUGCGGGCCAAGCCCCCUGCACGAGGGGAGGCAGGGAGUCGCGAUGAGCGGCGGGCCCUGGCCAUGAAGAUCCCUUUCCCUACGGACAAGAUCGUCAACUUGCCGGUAGAUGACUUUAAUGAGCUACUGGCAAGGUACCCGCUGACAGAGAGCCAGCUGGCACUAGUCCGGGACAUCCGACGCAGGGGCAAGAACAAGGUAGCCGCCCAGAACUGUCGCAAGAGGAAGCUGGAGACCAUCGUGCAGCUGGAGCGGGAGCUGGAGCGCCUGGGCAGUGAGAGGGAGCGGCUUCUCCGAGCCCGAGGGGAGGCCGACAGGACCCUGGAGGUCAUGCGCCAGCAGCUGACUGAGCUAUACAGUGACAUUUUCCAGCACCUGCGGGAUGAAGCAGGCAACAGCUACUCCCCCGAGGAGUAUGCGCUGCACCAGGCUGCAGAUGGGGCCAUCUUCCUGGUGCCCCGGGGGACCAAAAUGGAGGCCACAGACUGAGCUGGUCCGGGGUGGGGUGGGCUGGUGAUGGAGAUUUCCUUCAUUCCCUCUGAUGAAGGUGCUCUCCACCCAAGACGCAGCGAGAGCUGAGUUCUUUAGACUAAAUGGGGACAUUGGUAACACCUGGCGGUUGGUGGAAGGGCCAAGCUUUAUUUGACUUGUCUGGAAGCAAGGAUGUGAGGGGAGGGCUGGGAUCUCUCUUCCGAUUCAGCUUCCCUGUCUCCAACCUGCACCUUUUGUUUGAGCUUUGGUAUAUAAAGCGUUCUACAGAAACAGUAUUCCACUGUAUCUUUGUUUUCGAGGGUGGAAGCUGAGCAAUCCUGAGUUCAAUAACCUAU